GAAGGAAUCACGCGCGCUGCCUGAUCGCUCUCCAAAGAUGGUGGCGUUGGGUCUGCUUUAAAAGCCUGAGAGCCGCUAAUUUGCAGUUGUAAUCUUUCCAGAAAAAAUUGAGCCGUUUUAAUUUAUUAUAAUUUAUAUUUUUAUAAGGAAAAACGGAAGCAUGCCUAAUAUCAAGAUUUUCAGCGGCAGUUCUCAUCAGGAUUUAUCACAGAAGAUCGCCGAUCGCCUGGGGCUCGAGCUCGGCAAAGUGGUCACUAAGAAAUUUAGUAAUCAGGAGACUUGUGUGGAGAUUGGUGAGAGCGUUCGAGGUGAAGAUGUUUACAUUGUACAGAGUGGUUGCGGAGAAAUCAAUGACAAUUUGAUGGAGUUGCUCAUCAUGAUUAAUGCCUGCAAGAUUGCCUCGGCCUGCCGUGUUACUGCAGUCAUACCCUGCUUCCCUUAUGCCAGGCAAGACAAGAAGGACAAGAGUCGAGCUCCUAUUUCGGCAAAAUUGGUUGCUAACAUGCUGUCUGUGGCUGGGGCAGAUCACAUCAUCACAAUGGAUCUGCAUGCGUCUCAGAUACAGGGUUUCUUUGAUAUCCCAGUGGAUAACUUGUAUGCUGAACCAGCAGUACUUAAGUGGAUUAAGGAGAAUAUUCAAGAAUGGAAAAAUGGCAUUAUUGUGUCUCCUGAUGCUGGUGGAGCCAAAAGAGUUACAUCUAUUGCCGAUCGACUGAAUGUGGAUUUUGCAUUGAUCCAUAAGGAGCGUAAAAAAGCCAACGAAGUUGACCGAAUGGUUCUAGUUGGUGAUGUGAAGGACCGAGUUGCCAUUCUUGUUGAUGAUAUGGCAGAUACUUGUGGCACAAUUUGCCAUGCUGCAGACAAGCUGCUGUCUGCCGGAGCCACCAAAGUUUAUGCCAUUCUCACACAUGGAAUCUUCUCUGGUCCUGCUAUCUCCCGUAUCAACAAUGCCUGUUUUGAAGCAGUGGUUGUCACCAAUACAAUACCUCAGGAGGAUAAAAUGAAGCACUGUCCUAAAAUACAGGUUAUUGAUAUCUCCAUGAUCCUUGCUGAAGCGAUUCGAAGAACUCACAAUGGAGAGUCUGUGUCUUACUUGUUCAGCCAUGUUCCAUUGUAAUGUCUAUAGCAUCUACUGUUUCAGUAUAUGCUAUUUUACCAAAUUGUUUUCUCUUUUCCACUACCCCUUCCCUUGAACCUGCCACACCGAAUGGUAAAAAGUAGUCUUUGCUUCUGCUUCAACAGUCAGGGCAAAAAAUUCGAUUGGACAUUCAUCAUUAUGUUGGAUGUUUCCAAUUAAAAGCAGUACCUGCAAUUGGGUUUACUAUGUAUGAUAAUUACAGAGCCCUAUAUAUCUAAAGAGAAAGUGUACCUAGUAUUUACUUAAAAUCAUGCCUGUAUAUUCUCCACAUUCUUAUCCGUGUUGCAAUAUUGAUUGCUACAUGUCUGCUAUAGUGUAAGCUGCCACUGUUUUACUUUGGUGCAGGUUGUUGCUAGAUGCCUACAAAUAUUGUGGCAGGGCUGGAAUAGAGAUGGUGUUGAGGAAAAUGAAUGUAUUAUUCUCUCCCUGUUAUUUUCAUGUUGUAAAAUUCUUGUUUCUGACAUUGCAGCAAUGUAUUUAAUCAAGUUCUGUAUAUUUUCCAUCUGAAAUUGUUCAGGCUGUAGUCUGAUUAUGGAGAAAGUGGGGCAGAUCAUUGCUGCCUUAUACCUUACCAGGUAUAUAGUAAUUUCAUAAUUAUGAACAGUCGUGUUAUUGCAUGGUGUAUUCCUUCCCCAAGUUGUGAUUGGUUUGGAUUGGACUCUCCUCACGGUCAAUUAGAAGAUGGCUCAGCUUACUUUCCAAGAAACUUUUAAGUGAAUUAGAACCGAAGUGAACAUAGCUCAUUUGGAGGCAGUGUAUAUGCCUUUAAACCUAGAAAAACCUUGUUUCUUGUGAAAUCCAAAUGACCUGGAUAAACCAAUACAAGUGUUGCAAUUUGAUUUACUUGAUUUCUUUCUUCUUGUUCUGUAUACAUAUUUUAUGAGCCAUAUAUUUUAAAGACAACUGUUGUGACCUCAUGCAGUGGUUUACAACUGAGCAGUUUUGUUCUACACUCUUGUGAUGGGAGAAAGACACUAAAUCUGUCCAGUCGCUUGCACAUAAUCCAGAAAGGUAGCAAAUUGAUUUUGACAGUAAACUAUAAUGCUGUUGUAUAUUUUUUAGUAGUAAUGCAACUUUGAAGACUUGAUUGAGUGAAGUCUUGUUGUGAGCAUCCUGGAAAUUUUGGUUUUGGAAGACUACAUUUUAUGAGGGUUAAGUGCAGAGUUUUGAAGACAGCAGCCAUAGUAAUUGUUCUGCAACUCGUUUCACUUGCAAGUUAGAAACCUGAGGAGCUUAGUAAUCCUGAAACAAAAACCUUUUUCCUUUAACAUCUAAAUCUAGUAGAAGAAAUCCAUAGGUAUUGAGGUGGUAAAAUGGGAUUUGUCUGGGAUUUUCAGGCUUCCUUGCUUGGCAAGGCCAGCUCUAAUCAUAUAUUGAAGCUUUAUCGAAAGAAUUUACAGAUACAAUCUCUGUUGGAAUGUUGUCUUUGCUAGGGAAAUUGCUGUUUGUUCUACAGUAUCAAAUAACUUGAGUUGAAUAUGUUGUUUUGUAAAUGUCACACAAUUGAGAACUUUUUUUUAUAUGAGUGUUAAAAUGCUGGCUUGCACACUCUUGGGGACUAGGUUCCAAUCAGUAAGGGUAUGAGAGUUUGGAGUCAAACAGUAGGUAAACCAAUGUGAAGGGAGACUGCUUUUAAGCCAGUUCCCGGUAGCCCAGAGUAUAUGCAACUGGAUAUUUUGAGCCAAUUGGCACUGGUAGGUCAUGGGGAAUGUGUGGGAAGCCUCAGCUUCAUCCGCAGUGCAAUUCUGUGAUGUGAUGUAUUUGAGUUGGGAUUGCUGGAUGACGUCCUACAAACAAAUUGCAUUCCCAAAACUUAGUGAGACACAUAUAUGUACUGUUUGGAUGAAUUGCAUGCCAUUCCCCUGCAAGAACUCUGACUAAGAGCAAGACAUUGGAAUAUUUUCUAUAUUUGUGUGUAUACAGGGUUCAUAUUCUCAGUUUAUAUAUUCAUUUAUUUAAACUAAAAUUUGAAUCACAGAGUGGGGGUUGGGACUCUUGGGGGAAGAGUUGUUCUCGGCACGAUUCAAUAUGGAUGGUACUGUGGGCUAACUCUGGGCUUUGCUCCUAAACUGGGCCCACCAUUUUGUCCCUUUGAACUUUGUAGUGCUAUUCUGAUCUCCUUACUAUCUGCACUCAGCAGUGAUGAUAUGUGGAAAGUCAGAUUUAGUGCUGUACGGAAAUGCAGCAUUUCACGAGCUAUAUGUAGCUUUUGGGUUCUUUAGUUGAAAAUUAGACUGGAGUUGCCUUAUACACAAAUAUAUACAAUAAUUCAAACAUGACAUGAUCUGUGAUUAGAAAUAUUGAAUUUUUUUUAAGACUGUCUUGAUGAACUUGAUGUUGAGCCCUGUACAGUUAUGUUGGGACAAUUUCUACAUAUUAAAUGCAAGUCUGCAAUCGUUAUUCGGUUUUUAGCUUGUUUUCUACAAUAUGGAGGAAAGCUGAAGAGCUUUACGGUUGUUUCAAUCAUGUGCUAAAAUAAACAUAUGUAAUGGUUAUUUUUGCCA
This is a messenger RNA of Carcharodon carcharias (great white shark), 3642 nucleotides long. Its product is annotated as ribose-phosphate pyrophosphokinase 1. Gene Ontology annotation, biological process: purine nucleotide biosynthetic process; ribonucleoside monophosphate biosynthetic process; 5-phosphoribose 1-diphosphate biosynthetic process. Gene Ontology annotation, cellular component: ribose phosphate diphosphokinase complex; cytoplasm. Lineage: Eukaryota; Metazoa; Chordata; Chondrichthyes; Lamniformes; Lamnidae. The transcript is spliced from 7 exons. The record is from RefSeq and is a predicted model, not a curated record. The coding region runs from base 161 to 1117 and encodes 318 amino acids. Gene Ontology annotation, molecular function: ribose phosphate diphosphokinase activity; magnesium ion binding; ATP binding.